This is a messenger RNA of Striga asiatica, 1282 nucleotides long. The record is from the annotation of a GenBank genome assembly. NCBI's taxonomy places the organism in Eukaryota, Viridiplantae, Streptophyta, Magnoliopsida, Lamiales, Orobanchaceae.
AAUUAGCAUCUUGCGUAAAGUGGCCCAUCAACAAGAAGCAAUCCACGGAGAAACCCCAUACCUCGACUCUACAGCCAUGGCCGCCGCCACUAAUAAGCGCCUGAAGAAGCAUCCGCCUAAAACAAAAACUAUCGGCAAGAAGAUCAAAAAGUCCCGUAAGAACGAAACCCAAAACAGUGUGGAGAAGAAGUCUGAAGAUGAAAUAACCGUUGGGGGGAGAACGGAUGGUGAUGUCGUUCAAUGGCCGACCGCCUCUCAGCAGCUGAGCUUUUUCAUAAACCAGUUUCAAUCCGCCAACAGUGUUCAGCUAUCUUCCCUGGAGCUCGAAUCCCUCAAUGGAACGUGUAUAGUAGAGCUAUCCCAGGACACAUCACAAAAUAUUUCUGGCAAGUUGGAGGAGCUCGUGAAGGUUUCAUUUGGUUCAUCAUGGAAAGAAGUGCUGUGCGGAAAACAUCUGCAAGAAGGGAAAAUUCAGCCUGGGAGUCCGGCAGUUCUUGUAAUAAGUUCAUCAGCGUUAAGAUCAUUGGAACUUCUCAGGGAAUUGCGGUCUUUGACAAAAGAAUGCCAUGCUGCAAAGUUAUUCUCUAAGCAUAUGAAGAUUGAGGAACAGGUGUCCGUACUAACGAACCGCGUCAAUAUUGCCAGUGGAACGCCAAGCAGGAUUAAGAAACUCAUCAAUAUGGAAGCACUAGGGAUGUCCCGCUUAGCAUUAAUUGUGCUCGACAUGUACACAGAUGUCAAGGGUUAUUCCUUAUUCACUCUUCCUCAAAUCAGAGACGAGUUUUGGGACUUGUAUAAAAGCUAUUUGCAUAAAAAAUUGCUCGAGGGCGAUCUACGAUUGUGCCUAUAUGGUCCACUACCCACUAAUUCAAAGGCAAAGAAGAGGAAACCCGUAAUGACUUGAGUAUUUACUUGAGCCACCCUAAAUUGGUUUCUGAUUUUAGCCACUGAACUUUUACAAAGUGAGUUUUGUAUGCAUUGAAAUGGAUUGGAACUUAGCAGGAAUUUUGCUGUACAACUUGAGUAGUAGUGAUGAACUGUUCGUUUGGGUGUUCGUGAAAAAUCAAUGUUGAAAAUGCGGGACUUUAGUUAUGGUUGUAAAACAGAAGAAAAGAGUGUCAUUGCCCAUCUGUAGUCUCCACUGACCAAGGCCCUGAUUAGAUACUCUGGAUUAUCAAAUCAUGUUGAUCAAAACUAAUUUUUUUUUUAACUUAUAAUCGAACUUAAAUUUAAUUCAACUCAACUCAAUCCUGCUCAACAUUAUUAAUAUAAUUAAAUAAUA